AUGGCAGCUUAUGGAGCUCUUCUUUCACUUACCAACACCAUACACCAAAUCUUGAAUCAUCCUCGCCCACCUAUCUCCCUCGACAAAUUAAAAAUCGAACCACUGAUAGAAAAAGUUGCUUUCUUGCAAGAUUUUCUUGAAAAAUAUAUCAUUGAUGAUGCAGAUGGGUUGGAGGGGCGUAUGAUUGAUGCUGCUCAAGAAGCCGAGGAUAUAAUUGAGUCCCACAUUGCCGAUCAUAUCGAGGCUCGUGGGGAAGCUAACAUCAGUUCAAAGAACAAUGACUCUUUGUAUGGAGAGGUAGAGAAAGUGAUGUUCGACUUGGAUUCUAUCACUAAAGACGUGGCUGCUGUUAAAGAGAAGAAGGCGGGGAAAAAAAUUGCUCCUUGUACGGAGGAUUACGCCACGGUUAGCUCCGAUGAUGUCAUGAACGACUUCAUGGAUAAGUUCAACGGUCCUUCUACAGAAGGGAACGAUAGUGUGAUGAACGACAUCAUGGAUAAGCUGACCAAUCAACAAUACAAUCGUCGGAUCAUCGCGAUUGCCGGCAUGGGCGGCAUUGGUAAGACCACUCUUGCAAAAAAGAUUUACGAAAAUCCACUUAUUGUGGAAUACUUUGAUAUGCGCGGAUGGGCUACAGUAUCUCAAGAAUUUGAUUCGAAAAGGAUUUUAUUAGAAGUCCUUCGCUGUUUGGAACUCAUUGGGAGUGAGGACAUGUUGAGCGAACAUGAAUUAGGAGACAGACUGUAUAAAAGCUUAUUCGGCCGGCGGUAUCUGAUUGUAAUGGAUGACAUUUGGAGUAUGGAGGCAUGGGAUAGGGUGAAGCGCUUGUUUCCAGAUAACGACGGGAGCAGAGUAUUGAUAACCACUAGGCUAUCGAAAGUGGCUCUGCAACUGGAUGGCCUAGAUUACUUUCAGAUGAGUUUACUGAACCAUAACGAAAGUUGGAAUCUGCUGCAUAGGUGUGUGUUUCAUGAACAAGGGUUCCCUCCGGAAUUGGAAGCGCUUGGGAAGGAGAUUGCCGGAAAAUGCAGAGGCCAUCCAUUGUCGAUUGUUCUGAUUGGAGGACUUCUAGCAAAGUCUAAGCAAACACAGGAAAAUUGGCAACACAUUUUAGAAAAUUUAAGCUCGAUUGUGAAUUUAGAGGAGGACGAGCGUAAUAAAAAGAGAGCAGGUAUGCAUAAAGCAAGUUUCUGGGAUAAACUCUUUUAUUAA
This is a messenger RNA of Striga asiatica, 1212 nucleotides long. The record is from the annotation of a GenBank genome assembly. Lineage: Eukaryota; Viridiplantae; Streptophyta; Magnoliopsida; Lamiales; Orobanchaceae.